Molecule: messenger RNA, 2473 nt
Organism: Harpegnathos saltator (Jerdon's jumping ant)
Lineage: Eukaryota; Metazoa; Arthropoda; Insecta; Hymenoptera; Formicidae
Gene: Uev1A
Product: Ubiquitin-conjugating enzyme variant 1A
Exons: 4
Coding region: 296-730 (144 amino acids)
Source: RefSeq, a predicted model, not a curated record
CGAUGCUCCACCAAUGCGGUAACGUGAUCUAGAGAGUGACUAGUCUGUGGAGACGGGCAAUCUCUCGCGGAGGUUGGCUGAAUUCGCGCAAGGUGUAUUUUCGUGUCGGAUAAGCGCUAGGCUGACCGUCAUAGCGCGCUGAAUAUCACACGCCUCGCUAACGAGUGAUGAAAACCCCGCACCGCAAUUAAAAUCGCGCCAGUCCCCACGUGAAUCGCCGCGCACGGUCGCGAACGGUGCGCUCGCCCACUGGUACUUCCUGAAAAAAUACGGCACCUCGCAGAGAUACGAGAUCAUGGCGGUGCCCAACACCGGUGUAGUCGUACCCCGAAACUUUCGUCUCUUGGAAGAGUUAGAGCAGGGACAAAAAGGUGUGGGUGAUGGUACGAUCAGUUGGGGCUUAGAGAACGACGAUGACAUGACCCUCACGCAUUGGACUGGUAUGAUAAUUGGACCGCCUAGGACGCCUUAUGAAAAUAGGAUGUAUAGUUUAAAAAUUGACUGUGGUCAAAGAUAUCCAGAUGAUGCACCUAAUGUUAGAUUUUUAAGCAGAAUCAAUAUGAAUUGCAUUAAUAGUGCUACUGGAGCUGUGGAUAAUCGCAGUGUACCAGUUCUCGCUAAAUGGCAGCGAGAAUACACAAUUAAGACAGUUCUUCAGGAGCUUCGUCGUUUGAUGACGUUGAAGGAAAACAUGAAACUUUCUCAGCCUCCGGAGGGCAGCACUUUUUAGCCUAACCAUAUAAACAAAGACAUCUUCCUUUUUGCAAUAGCAUGAGGCGAGAUCUAAUUGAAGGUACCAAAUAAUAUUAAAAGGGUGCCCAUUGAAGAUGUAUGUUUAAAAAACAAAAAAAAAUAAAGAAAAAACAGCUUUGUGUGAAAGGAGAGAGGUAAUAGCUUGGAAAGUUGAAUGAGUGUAUUAAGCUUAUGUAUAGGCUAGAUAGAGAAAUUAACAGUUUUGUUUGUCAAAACAGAACUGAUUCAUCGGAAUUUUUCAAGGAAAAGAACAAAUUUAGCGUUCCCGUGGGAUAUUUAUCGAGAUAUUUCGUUUUGCUUGUAAGUUAAUAUAUGUACGCACGAAUCGCGUCUAAGCGACGUGUGAUUGAUUUAAGAAAUUCGCUCCAGCUUUUCAAGCUAGUACGAUGUAAAGCAAACAAAAAAUCAUAUUUUGAAUCUUAAAACUCAAAACAGACUGUAAGAAAACAAGGUAAUCAAUAAGAAUAACUUAUGCCUUCGAAGUUUUUUAAACAAGAGAAGGGCAACGCCUGUGUAUUGUGAACCAUUUUAAGACUUUUUUCCGUUUGCGCGUAAGUGCCAUUUCAUCUCUUGCGGAGGUGUCACUCUCUCAGUGCUGUUGUAGAAAAAGAAAAGAAGAACAAAAGUUGUAAAUUUCGAAUUGUAAAUCUAUACAUCCAUUUUAUGUUUCUAUGCUGCGUACUGUUUCCAAUUACGCGAGUACAACUAGCGAUCUUUCGACGACGUAAAUAACAAUGUGUACGCGUUGCGCGCAUUCGGUUGAGAAAUUUAAUCUUAAAAACGGCCUGUCGCAUUGUAUGAUUUAUGUUUCAUAAUCGAUGCAAAAAGAAAUGUCGCUUUGUAACCGAAGGAUAAGCGGCAAUUUGAUUUAUUGUAAUCCUCUAUGACGAAUGUGGUAUAUAAUGCUGCAUGGUGAGGUACAUCAGUAUAUAAAGCAUCGUGGAUGAACAACUUUUAAUUACUAUGUUUGAACAUACGUGAAAGCCGUAAGUAUCGUAGCCACGUGUAUUACGAUCGUAUCUAUUAAAAUGAAAGAGGGUCACUGCAUGGACAAUGCUCAUGUUCGAUCCAGGCUUCAUAAUUGAUGUAUCAUUAUUAUUUUUAUUAUAAUUAUUAUAUAAUUAUUAAAGAGUCAUACUUAAUUCUUAACACACCGUGUAAAGUAUACAAGCUGCGUAUUAAUUGUUACAAAAUCAAGUUUAUCUCGCUCCUUAGUGCAAUUACAAUGGUGAAUUAUGUGGACCAUAUUAUUGCUGAAAGCGAUAUCGAGUUAUAUGCAGCCUGUUAAUGAUUUCCGAUAUAAAACGACGUGUUUGUUACGUUCGCCCCACGCCCACACACACACACACACACACACACACACACACACACACACACAUCUACACACAGCAAGAAAAUAAUUAUAAGUUAGUUAUUUCGACGUCAUUUGGGAAUUACAUGUUGUUCAGUUGAUCGGAAGAAUAAUGCCUUUAUUCAUAGACUAAAGUCGGUUCCACCAAAGUAGAUUUCGAAAUAUCUCCACGUUUGUGUAAUGUAAAAAAAAAAAUUUUUUCGAUUAUCCGGAACGGAAUAUACAUACCUCUUUGUCAGCUUCGCAUUUCAGUAUUACACUAUGGGUAAUGUAAUAGUGUAAUUUAAAUCAUCUUAUUGAAGGAAUAACAAGUUAUAACUCCAUGUGGACGAAAUCAAGCUUAAGGAGAAUAAAAUGAUUUCCUUAGAA